This is a messenger RNA of Closterium sp. Naga37s-1, 8826 nucleotides long. Lineage: Eukaryota; Viridiplantae; Streptophyta; Zygnematophyceae; Desmidiales; Closteriaceae. The record is from the annotation of a GenBank genome assembly.
AUGGCAGUGUGGUACGGGACUGGCAGCGUUAAGGGAGGGGAAUGGAAGCCGGAUGGGAGGGGAAUGGAAGCCGGAAGGGAGGGGAAUGGAAGCGUGAGGGUUAGGGAAAGGAAGCCAGAGGGAAAGGGAAUGGACGCAUGUGGGGAAGGGAAUGGCUGUGUGCGGAGAAGGGAAUGGCUGUGUGCGGAGAAGGGAAUGGCUGUGUGCGGAGAAGGGAAUGGCUGUGUGCGGAGAAGGGAAUGGCUGUGUGCGGAGAAGGGAAUGGCUGUGUGCGGAGAAGGGAAUGGCUGUGUGCGGAGAAGGGAAUGGCUGUGUGCGGAGAAGGGAAUGGCUGUGUGCGGAGAAGGGAAUGGCUGUGUGCGGAGAAGGGAAUGGCUGUGUGCGGAGAAGGGAAUGGCUGUGUGCGGAGAAGGGAAUGGCUGUGUGCGGAGAAGGGAAUGGCUGUGUGCGGAGAAGGGAAUGGCUGUGUGCGGAGAAGGGAAUGGCUGUGUGCGGAGAAGGGAAUGGCUGUGUGCGGAGAAGGGAAUGGCUGUGUGCGGAGAAGGGAAUGGCUGUGUGCGGAGAAGGGAAUGGCUGUGUGCGGAGAAGGGAAUGGCUGUGUGCGGAGAAGGGAAUGGCUGUGUGCGGAGAAGGGAAUGGCUGUGUGCGGAGAAGGGAAUGGCUGUGUGUGGAGAAGGGAAUGGCUGUGUGCGGAGAAGGGAAUGGCUGUGUGCGGAGAAGGGAAUGGCUGUGUGCGGAGAAGGGAAUGGCUGUGUGCGGAGAAGGGAAUGGCUGUGUGCGGAGAAGGGAAUGGCUGUGUGCGGAGAAGGGAAUGGCUGUGUGCGGAGAAGGGAAUGGCUGUGUGCGGAGAAGGGAAUGGCUGUGUGCGGAGAAGGGAAUGGCUGUGUGCGGAGAAGGGAAUGGCUGUGUGUGGAGAAGGGAAUGGCUGUGUGCGGAGAAGGGAAUGGCUGUGUGCGGAGAAGGGAAUGGCUGUGUGCGGAGAAGGGAAUGGCUGUGUGCGGAGAAGGGAAUGGCUGUGUGCGGAGAAGGGAAUGGCUGUGUGCGGAGAAGGGAAUGGCUGUGUGCGGAGAAGGGAAUGGCUGUGUGUGGAGAAGGGAAUGGCUGUGUGCGGAGAAGGGAAUGGCUGUGUGCGGAGAAGGGAAUGGCUGUGUGUGGAGAAGGGAAUGGCUGUGUGCGGAGAAGGGAAUGGCUGUGUGUGGAGAAGGGAAUGGCUGUGUGCGGAGAAGGGAAUGGCUGUGUGUGGAGAAGGGAAUGGCUGUGUGCGGAGAAGGGAAUGGCUGUGUGCGGAGAAGGGAAUGGCUGUGUGUGGAGAAGGGAAUGGCUGUGUGCGGAGAAGGGAAUGGCUGUGUGUGGAGAAGGGAAUGGCUGUGUGCGGAGAAGGGAAUGGCUGUGUGUGGAGAAGGGAAUGGCUGUGUGCGGAGAAGGGAAUGGCUGUGUGUGGAGAAGGGAAUGGCUGUGUGUGGAGAAGGGAAUGGCUGUGUGUGGAGAAGGGAAUGGCUGUGUGCGGAGAAGGGAAUGGCUGUGUGUGGAGAAGGGAAUGGCUGUGUGCGGAGAAGGGAAUGGCUGUGUGUGGAGAAGGGAAUGGCUGUGUGUGGAGAAGGGAAUGGCUGUGUGUGGAGAAGGGAAUGGCUGUGUGUGGAGAAGGGAAUGGCUGUGUGUGGAGAAGGGAAUGGCUGUGUGCGGAGAAGGGAAUGGCUGUGUGCGGAGAAGGGAAUGGCUGUGUGUGGAGAAGGGAAUGGCUGUGUGCGGAGAAGGGAAUGGCUGUGUGUGGAGAAGGGAAUGGCUGUGUGUGGAGAAGGGAAUGGCUGUGUGUGGAGAAGGGAAUGGCUGUGUGUGGAGAAGGGAAUGGCUGUGUGUGGAGAAGGGAAUGGCUGUGUGUGGAGAAGGGAAUGGCUGUGUGUGGAGAAGGGAAUGGCUGUGUGCGGAGAAGGGAAUGGCUGUGUGUGGAGAAGGGAAUGGCUGUGUGUGGAGAAGGGAAUGGCUGUGUGUGGAGAAGGGAAUGGCUGUGUGCGGAGAAGGGAAUGGCUGUGUGCGGAGAAGGGAAUGGCUGUGUGUGGAGAAGGGAAUGGCUGUGUGCGGAGAAGGGAAUGGCUGUGUGUGGAGAAGGGAAUGGCUGUGUGUGGAGAAGGGAAUGGCUGUGUGUGGAGAAGGGAAUGGCUGUGUGUGGAGAAGGGAAUGGCUGUGUGUGGAGAAGGGAAUGGCUGUGUGCGGAGAAGGGAAUGGCUGUGUGCGGAGAAGGGAAUGGCUGUGUGUGGAGAAGGGAAUGGCUGUGUGCGGAGAAGGGAAUGGCUGUGUGUGGAGAAGGGAAUGGCUGUGUGUGGAGAAGGGAAUGGCUGUGUGUGGAGAAGGGAAUGGCUGUGUGUGGAGAAGGGAAUGGCUGUGUGUGGAGAAGGGAAUGGCUGUGUGUGGAGAAGGGAAUGGCUGUGUGCGGAGAAGGGAAUGGCUGUGUGUGGAGAAGGGAAUGGCUGUGUGUGGAGAAGGGAAUGGCUGUGUGCGGAGAAGGGAAUGGCUGUGUGUGGAGAAGGGAAUGGCUGUGUGUGGAGAAGGGAAUGGCUGUGUGUGGAGAAGGGAAUGGCUGUGUGCGGAGAAGGGAAUGGCUGUGUGUGGAGAAGGGAAUGGCUGUGUGCGGAGAAGGGAAUGGCUGUGUGCGGAGAAGGGAAUGGCUGUGUGUGGAGAAGGGAAUGGCUGUGUGCGGAGAAGGGAAUGGCUGUGUGUGGAGAAGGGAAUGGCUGUGUGUGGAGAAGGGAAUGGCUGUGUGUGGAGAAGGGAAUGGCUGUGUGUGGAGAAGGGAAUGGCUGUGUGUGGAGAAGGGAAUGGCUGUGUGUGGAGAAGGGAAUGGCUGUGUGUGGAGAAGGGAAUGGCUGUGUGCGGAGAAGGGAAUGGCUGUGUGUGGAGAAGGGAAUGGCUGUGUGUGGAGAAGGGAAUGGCUGUGUGUGGAGAAGGGAAUGGCUGUGUGCGGAGAAGGGAAUGGCUGUGUGCGGAGAAGGGAAUGGCUGUGUGUGGAGAAGGGAAUGGCUGUGUGCGGAGAAGGGAAUGGCUGUGUGUGGAGAAGGGAAUGGCUGUGUGUGGAGAAGGGAAUGGCUGUGUGUGGAGAAGGGAAUGGCUGUGUGUGGAGAAGGGAAUGGCUGUGUGUGGAGAAGGGAAUGGCUGUGUGCGGAGAAGGGAAUGGCUGUGUGCGGAGAAGGGAAUGGCUGUGUGUGGAGAAGGGAAUGGCUGUGUGCGGAGAAGGGAAUGGCUGUGUGCGGAGAAGGGAAUGGCUGUGUGUGGAGAAGGGAAUGGCUGUGUGCGGAGAAGGGAAUGGCUGUGUGUGGAGAAGGGAAUGGCUGUGUGCGGAGAAGGGAAUGGCUGUGUGUGGAGAAGGGAAUGGCUGUGUGCGGAGAAGGGAAUGGCUGUGUGCGGAGAAGGGAAUGGCUGUGUGUGGAGAAGGGAAUGGCUGUGUGUGGAGAAGGGAAUGGCUGUGUGCGGAGAAGGGAAUGGCUGUGUGUGGAGAAGGGAAUGGCUGUGUGCGGAGAAGGGAAUGGCUGUGUGUGGAGAAGGGAAUGGCUGUGUGCGGAGAAGGGAAUGGCUGUGUGCGGAGAAGGGAAUGGCUGUGUGUGGAGAAGGGAAUGGCUGUGUGCGGAGAAGGGAAUGGCUGUGUGUGGAGAAGGGAAUGGCUGUGUGUGGAGAAGGGAAUGGCUGUGUGUGGAGAAGGGAAUGGCUGUGUGUGGAGAAGGGAAUGGCUGUGUGUGGAGAAGGGAAUGGCUGUGUGCGGAGAAGGGAAUGGCUGUGUGCGGAGAAGGGAAUGGCUGUGUGUGGAGAAGGGAAUGGCUGUGUGCGGAGAAGGGAAUGGCUGUGUGUGGAGAAGGGAAUGGCUGUGUGUGGAGAAGGGAAUGGCUGUGUGUGGAGAAGGGAAUGGCUGUGUGUGGAGAAGGGAAUGGCUGUGUGUGGAGAAGGGAAUGGCUGUGUGCGGAGAAGGGAAUGGCUGUGUGUGGAGAAGGGAAUGGCUGUGUGUGGAGAAGGGAAUGGCUGUGUGCGGAGAAGGGAAUGGCUGUGUGUGGAGAAGGGAAUGGCUGUGUGUGGAGAAGGGAAUGGCUGUGUGUGGAGAAGGGAAUGGCUGUGUGCGGAGAAGGGAAUGGCUGUGUGCGGAGAAGGGAAUGGCUGUGUGUGGAGAAGGGAAUGGCUGUGUGCGGAGAAGGGAAUGGCUGUGUGUGGAGAAGGGAAUGGCUGUGUGUGGAGAAGGGAAUGGCUGUGUGUGGAGAAGGGAAUGGCUGUGUGUGGAGAAGGGAAUGGCUGUGUGUGGAGAAGGGAAUGGCUGUGUGCGGAGAAGGGAAUGGCUGUGUGUGGAGAAGGGAAUGGCUGUGUGUGGAGAAGGGAAUGGCUGUGUGUGGAGAAGGGAAUGGCUGUGUGCGGAGAAGGGAAUGGCUGUGUGCGGAGAAGGGAAUGGCUGUGUGUGGAGAAGGGAAUGGCUGUGUGCGGAGAAGGGAAUGGCUGUGUGUGGAGAAGGGAAUGGCUGUGUGUGGAGAAGGGAAUGGCUGUGUGUGGAGAAGGGAAUGGCUGUGUGUGGAGAAGGGAAUGGCUGUGUGUGGAGAAGGGAAUGGCUGUGUGCGGAGAAGGGAAUGGCUGUGUGCGGAGAAGGGAAUGGCUGUGUGUGGAGAAGGGAAUGGCUGUGUGCGGAGAAGGGAAUGGCUGUGUGUGGAGAAGGGAAUGGCUGUGUGUGGAGAAGGGAAUGGCUGUGUGUGGAGAAGGGAAUGGCUGUGUGUGGAGAAGGGAAUGGCUGUGUGUGGAGAAGGGAAUGGCUGUGUGCGGAGAAGGGAAUGGCUGUGUGUGGAGAAGGGAAUGGCUGUGUGUGGAGAAGGGAAUGGCUGUGUGCGGAGAAGGGAAUGGCUGUGUGUGGAGAAGGGAAUGGCUGUGUGUGGAGAAGGGAAUGGCUGUGUGUGGAGAAGGGAAUGGCUGUGUGCGGAGAAGGGAAUGGCUGUGUGUGGAGAAGGGAAUGGCUGUGUGUGGGGAAGGGAAUGGCUGUGUGUGGAGAAGGGAAUGGCUGUGUGUGGAGAAGGGAAUGGCUGUGUGUGGGGAAGGGAAUGGCUGUGUGUGGAGAAGGGAAUGGCUGUGUGUGGGGAAGGGAAUGGCUGUGUGUGGAGAAGGGAAUGGCUGUGUGUGGGGAAGGGAAUGGCUGUGUGUGGAGAAGGGAAUGGCUGUGUGUGGAGAAGGGAAUGGCUGUGUGUGGAGAAGGGAAUGGCUGUGUGUGGAGAAGGGAAUGGCUGUGUGUGGGGAAGGGAAUGGCUGUGUGUGGAGAAGGGAAUGGCUGUGUGUGGGGAAGGGAAUGGCUGUGUGUGGAGAAGGGAAUGGCUGUGUGUGGGGAAGGGAAUGGCUGUGUGUGGAGAAGGGAAUGGCUGUGUGUGGAGAAGGGAAUGGCUGUGUGUGGAGAAGGGAAUGGCUGUGUGCGGAGAAGGGAAUGGCUGUGUGUGGAGAAGGGAAUGGCUGUGUGUGGAGAAGGGAAUGGCUGUGUGUGGAGAAGGGAAUGGCUGUGUGCGGAGAAGGGAAUGGCUGUGUGUGGAGAAGGGAAUGGCUGUGUGUGGGGAAGGGAAUGGCUGUGUGUGGAGAAGGGAAUGGCUGUGUGUGGAGAAGGGAAUGGCUGUGUGUGGGGAAGGGAAUGGCUGUGUGUGGAGAAGGGAAUGGCUGUGUGUGGGGAAGGGAAUGGCUGUGUGUGGAGAAGGGAAUGGCUGUGUGUGGGGAAGGGAAUGGCUGUGUGUGGAGAAGGGAAUGGCUGUGUGUGGAGAAGGGAAUGGCUGUGUGUGGAGAAGGGAAUGGCUGUGUGUGGAGAAGGGAAUGGCUGUGUGUGGGGAAGGGAAUGGCUGUGUGUGGAGAAGGGAAUGGCUGUGUGUGGGGAAGGGAAUGGCUGUGUGUGGAGAAGGGAAUGGCUGUGUGUGGGGAAGGGAAUGGCUGUGUGUGGAGAAGGGAAUGGCUGUGUGUGGAGAAGGGAAUGGCUGUGUGUGGAGAAGGGAAUGGCUGUGUGUGGGGAAGGGAAUGGCUGUGUGUGGAGAAGGGAAUGGCUGUGUGUGGGGAAGGGAAUGGCUGUGUGUGGAGAAGGGAAUGGCUGUGUGUGGGGAAGGGAAUGGCUGUGUGUGGAGAAGGGAAUGGCUGUGUGUGGGGAAGGGAAUGGCUGUGUGUUGGAGAAGGGAAUGGCUGUGUGUGGAGAAGGGAAUGGCUGUGUGUGGAGAAGGGAAUGGCUGUGUGUGGAGAAGGGAAUGGCUGUGUGUGGAGAAGGGAAUGGCUGUGUGCGGAGAAGGGAAUGGCUGUGUGUGGAGAAGGGAAUGGCUGUGUGUGGAGAAGGGAAUGGCUGUGUGUGGAGAAGGGAAUGGCUGUGUGCGGAGAAGGGAAUGGCUGUGUGUGGAGAAGGGAAUGGCUGUGUGUGGGGAAGGGAAUGGCUGUGUGUGGAGAAGGGAAUGGCUGUGUGUGGAGAAGGGAAUGGCUGUGUGUGGGGAAGGGAAUGGCUGUGUGUGGAGAAGGGAAUGGCUGUGUGUGGGGAAGGGAAUGGCUGUGUGUGGAGAAGGGAAUGGCUGUGUGUGGGGAAGGGAAUGGCUGUGUGUGGAGAAGGGAAUGGCUGUGUGUGGAGAAGGGAAUGGCUGUGUGUGGAGAAGGGAAUGGCUGUGUGUGGGGAAGGGAAUGGCUGUGUGUGGAGAAGGGAAUGGCUGUGUGUGGGGAAGGGAAUGGCUGUGUGUGGAGAAGGGAAUGGCUGUGUGUGGGGAAGGGAAUGGCUGUGUGUGGAGAAGGGAAUGGCUGUGUGUGGGGAAGGGAAUGGCUGUGUGUGGAGAAGGGAAUGGCUGUGUGUGGAGAAGGGAAUGGCUGUGUGUGGAGAAGGGAAUGGCUGUGUGUGGGGAAGGGAAUGGCUGUGUGUGGAGAAGGGAAUGGCUGUGUGUGGAGAAGGGAAUGGCUGUGUGUGGAGAAGGGAAUGGCUGUGUGUGGGGAAGGGAAUGGCUGUGUGUGGAGAAGGGAAUGGCUGUGUGUGGAGAAGGGAAUGGCUGUGUGUGGAGAAGGGAAUGGCUGUGUGUGGAGAAGGGAAUGGCUGUGUGCGGAGAAGGGAAUGGCUGUGUGUGGAGAAGGGAAUGGCUGUGUGUGGAGAAGGGAAUGGCUGUGUGUGGAGAAGGGAAUGGCUGUGUGCGGAGAAGGGAAUGGCUGUGUGUGGAGAAGGGAAUGGCUGUGUGUGGGGAAGGGAAUGGCUGUGUGUGGAGAAGGGAAUGGCUGUGUGUGGAGAAGGGAAUGGCUGUGUGUGGAGAAGGGAAUGGCUGUGUGUGGAGAAGGGAAUGGCUGUGUGCGGAGAAGGGAAUGGCUGUGUGUGGAGAAGGGAAUGGCUGUGUGUGGGGAAGGGAAUGGCUGUGUGUGGGGAAGGGAAUGGCUGUGUGUGGAGAAGGGAAUGGCUGUGUGUGGGGAAGGGAAUGGCUGUGUGUGGAGAAGGGAAUGGCUGUGUGUGGGGAAGGGAAUGGCUGUGUGUGGAGAAGGGAAUGGCUGUGUGUGGGGAAGGGAAUGGCUGUGUGUGGAGAAGGGAAUGGCUGUGUGUGGGGAAGGGAAUGGCUGUGUGUGGAGAAGGGAAUGGCUGUGUGUGGGGAAGGGAAUGGCUGUGUGUGGAGAAGGGAAUGGCUGUGUGUGGGGAAGGGAAUGGCUGUGUGUGGAGAAGGGAAUGGCUGUGUGUGGGGAAGGGAAUGGCUGUGUGUGGAGAAGGGAAUGGCUGUGUGUGGGGAAGGGAAUGGCUGUGUGUGGAGAAGGGAAUGGCUGUGUGUGGGGAAGGGAAUGGCUGUGUGUGGAGAAGGGAAUGGCUGUGUGUGGGGAAGGGAAUGGCUGUGUGUGGAGAAGGGAAUGGCUGUGUGUGGGGAAGGGAAUGGCUGUGUGUGGGGAAGGGAAUGGCUGUGUGUGGAGAAGGGAAUGGCUGUGUGUGGGGAAGGGAAUGGCUGUGUGUGGGGAAGGGAAUGGCUGUGUGUGGAGAAGGGAAUGGCUGUGUGUGGGGAAGGGAAUGGCUGUGUGUGGAGAAGGGAAUGGCUGUGUGUGGGGAAGGGAAUGGCUGUGUGUGGAGAAGGGAAUGGCUGUGUGUGGGGAAGGGAAUGGCUGUGUGUGGAGAAGGGAAUGGCUGUGUGUGGGGAAGGGAAUGGCUGUGUGUGGAGAAGGGAAUGGCUGUGUGUGGGGAAGGGAAUGGCUGUGUGUGGAGAAGGGAAUGGCUGUGUGUGGGGAAGGGAAUGGCUGUGUGUGGAGAAGGGAAUGGCUGUGUGUGGGGAAGGGAAUGGCUGUGUGUGGAGAAGGGAAUGGCUGUGUGUGGGGAAGGGAAUGGCUGUGUGUGGAGAAGGGAAUGGCUGUGUGUGGGGAAGGGAAUGGCUGUGUGUGGAGAAGGGAAUGGCUGUGUGUGGGGAAGGGAAUGGCUGUGUGUGGGGAAGGGAAUGGCUGUGUGUGGAGAAGGGAAUGGCUGUGUGUGGGGAAGGGAAUGGCUGUGUGUGGGGAAGGGAAUGGCUGUGUGUGGAGAAGGGAAUGGCUGUGUGUGGGGAAGGGAAUGGCUGUGUGUGGAGAAGGGAAUGGCUGUGUGUGGGGAAGGGAAUGGCUGUGUGUGGAGAAGGGAAUGGCUGUGUGUGGGGAAGGGAAUGGCUGUGUGUGGAGAAGGGAAUGGCUGUGUGUGGGGAAGGGAAUGGCUGUGUGUGGAGAAGGGAAUGGCUGUGUGUGGGGAAGGGAAUGGCUGUGUGUGGAGAAGGGAAUGGCUGUGUGUGGGGAAGGGAAUGGCUGUGUGUGGAGAAGGGAAUGGCUGUGUGUGGGGAAGGGAAUGGCUGUGUGUGGAGAAGGGAAUGGCUGUGUGUGGAGAAGGGAAUGGCU